AUGAAGCUUUUCUAUGCAAAAAGCGAAAGUCGAAAGUUGAUAUCAGAGAAGAAGAACAGGAAGACCAAGAAGAAAGCUCCGGCACGUCUAGAUAUCUGCGCUGUGGGAGAUACCCAGAAUGAAGGGAGACAGAUUGGCCGAAAGGCACAGAUGUCAAAUAUCGCAGCUGCCAAAACCGUUGCUGAUAUUAUCCGAUCAUGUCUGGGUCCGAAAGCCAUGCUUAAGAUGCUUCUUGAUCCCAUGGGCGGAAUUGUUUUGACCAAUGAUGGCCAUGCAAUCCUUCGAGAGAUUGAAGUUGCUCACCCCGCCGCAAAAAGCAUGAUCGAGCUGAGCCGGACACAAGAUGAAGAAGUUGGCGAUGGAACUACGACUGUCAUUGUUCUCGGUGUGUCCUUUUUUAGUGUAUCUGUUAUGAUCUUUGGGACUGUACUAACUACUAUACUCUUUGUAGCCGGAGAAAUUCUGGCGCAUGCGCUUCCCCAGCUCGAACGCAACAUCCACCCUGUUCUCAUAAUCUCUGCCUUCAAGCGAGCCCUUUCCGACGCUCUUGCCAUAAUCGAGGAAAUAUCCCUCCCUGUCGAAGUGGACGAUGACAAGGCCAUGUACAGUCUGAUACAGUCAUCGAUCGGAACCAAAUUCGUCUCUCGCUGGUCAGAACUCAUGUGCGGCCUAGCUUUGAAGGCAGUGCGAACCGUAUCUCUUGAUAACGGCAGUGGUAGAAAGGAAGUUGAUAUUAAACGAUAUGCGCGUGUCGAGAAAAUCCCCGGCGGCCAGAUCGAAGACAGUGAGGUUAUAGAUGGUGUCAUUAUCAAUAAGGAUAUAACCCAUCCCAAGAUGCGAAGAAGGAUAGAAAACCCAAGAAUCAUCCUUCUUGACUGUCCUUUGGAGUAUAAGAAGGGAGAAUCCCAGACCAACAUUGAAGUCAGCAAAGAGGACGAUUGGAAUAAGAUUCUACAGAUCGAAGAAGAGCAGGUCAAGCGCAUGUGUGAUGCCAUCAUUGCUCUUAAGCCUGACUUGGUCAUCACUGAGAAGGGUGUCUCCGUUAAGCAGAAUAUCACUGCCCUUCGACGUGUGCGAAAGAUGGACAACAAUCGAAUUGCCCGUGCUACUGGAGCUACCAUCGUCAACCGUGUGGAUGACCUACAGGAAUCCGAUGUUGGAACCCAGUGCGGUCUCUUCGAAAUUGAAAAGAUCGGCGAUGAAUACUUCUCGUUCCUCAGAAAGUGCAAGAACCCGAAAGCCUGCAGCAUCAUCCUCAGAGGUCCAUCCAAGGAUAUCCUUAACGAGGUUGAGCGAAACCUUCAAGAUGCCAUGUCCGUGGCCAGAAACGUUAUUUACCAUCCUCGCCUAUCCCCUGGUGGAGGUGCCACUGAGAUGGCCGUCUCCGUCAAGCUUGCUAACCUAGCCAAGUCGGUCGAAGGUGUCCAGCAAUGGCCGUACAAGGCCGUCGCCGAUGCAAUGGAAGUCAUACCGCGAACUCUAGUCCAGAACUCCGGUGCCAACCCAAUCCAGGUCCUCACUGCUUUGAGAGCCAAGCAUGUCGAAGGCCGCAGCACUUGGGGUAUCGACGGUGAUACCGGAAAGCUUGUUGACAUGAAGGAGUAUGGCGUAUGGGAGCCCGAAGCCGUCAAACUGCAGAGUGUCAAGACCGCUAUUGAGUCUGCAUGCCUGCUACUGCGUGUUGAUGAUAUCUGCAGCGCUAAAUCCCUAAACCAAGCUGCCAACAUGGGAGGCGGUGAAGAAUAA
Trichophyton benhamiae CBS 112371 is the source of this 1746-nucleotide messenger RNA. RefSeq lists its product as uncharacterized. Gene Ontology annotation, biological process: protein folding. The transcript has 5 exons. NCBI's taxonomy places the organism in Eukaryota, Fungi, Ascomycota, Eurotiomycetes, Onygenales, Arthrodermataceae. The coding region runs from base 1 to 1746 and encodes 581 amino acids. The record is from RefSeq and is a predicted model, not a curated record. Gene Ontology annotation, cellular component: chaperonin-containing T-complex. Gene Ontology annotation, molecular function: ATP binding; ATP hydrolysis activity; ATP-dependent protein folding chaperone.